UUUUACCACAUUUGACGCACACCUCACCUCUCUCCUGCAAUCUGGCUGCUAGUAUCAGUUCGUUGGAUUCAAUUCCAGUCUCUCCAUCUUAGAUUCAUUCAUCGUUUUAGAUCGAAUUUUGUCCUCUCUCUCCCCAAAUCCCCGAACCCUAACCCUAGUUUUCCCGAUAUCUGGGAAUGGCCACCGAGGAACCAGUCACCGUGGUCGAAACCACCGCAGCCGUGGAGGUGGAGGCCGAGGCCGCUCAGGAGGAGAAUCCUGCCCCAAAGGCCGCAAAGUCCAAGAAGGCCAAAGAGCCCAGGGCUAGGAAGCCCCCUGCGCCGAGGAAGCGCGGUGCUCCGACCCAUCCUCCGUACUUUGAGAUGAUCCAGGAUGCGAUUGUUACGAUGAAGGAGAAAACAGGUUCUAGCCAGUAUGCCAUCGCGAAGUUCAUCGAAGAUAAGCAGAAAAACCUUCCUUCUAACUUCAAGAAGCUGUUGCUGGUUCAAUUGAAGAAGCUUGUGGCGUCCGGAAAGCUGGUGAAAGUCAAGGCCUCUUACAAGCUUCCGCCCUCUCGGUCCAAGCCUGCAACUGCGCCGGUGAAGAAGAAGCCGCUACCAGCAUCCAAGGCCAAGGCUAGCAAGGCUGCCACCACCAAGGACAAGAAGGCCCCGGCUAAGGCAAAAGCGAAGCCAAAGGCCAAGGCUGCUGUUCCGGCCUCAUCAAAGGCUAAAGCCGCUGCAGCAAAGCCCAAGCCCAAGCCCAAGCCAAAGGCCAAGCCAGUUGCUAAGGCUAAGCCCACUGCCAAGCCCAAGGCGGCGGCGGCUGCUGCUGCAAAGCCCAAGGCUGCUGCCUCCAAACCCAAGGCUACUCCAGCGAAGCGCAAGGAGGCUCCCAAGUCAAAGCCAGAGAAGAAGCCGGCGAAGGCAGCCCGGACGUCAAGUCGCACCACUCCAGGGAAGAAAGCCGCACCUCCAAAGGCGGCGGCAAAAAAGGCGCCGGCCAAGAAGGCACCGGCAAAGAGCGUCAAGCCAAAGACAGUAAAGUCACCGGCGAAGAAAGCAACGGCCAAGAGGGGGAGGAAGUGAGAGAAAGGAGAAAAUAGUUGUUUGUUGUAGGGCUAGAGAUGUAAAUGUGGUCAAGUUUGUGGGCGUAUUUGCGCCCGUAGGAAAAAUAUUACAGGACCGGGUUUUUUUUUUCUUUUUUUGGGGGGGUUAACAUUUUCAUUUUAAUUUUUUUAGUUUUUCCUUUUUUUUUUUGGCUGAUAUAGUAGUCACGGUCACGGUGGGAUUGAAACAUGGGGUUUAGGUGUAGUGAUAAUGUUGAAUCUUUAGUGAGAUGAUGAAUUUUCGUAGCAUUUUAUGGUUCCUCACAUUA
Coffea arabica (coffee) is the source of this 1356-nucleotide messenger RNA. RefSeq lists its product as uncharacterized. NCBI's taxonomy places the organism in Eukaryota, Viridiplantae, Streptophyta, Magnoliopsida, Gentianales, Rubiaceae. Gene Ontology annotation, cellular component: nucleosome. The record is from RefSeq and is a predicted model, not a curated record. Gene Ontology annotation, biological process: nucleosome assembly. Gene Ontology annotation, molecular function: double-stranded telomeric DNA binding; structural constituent of chromatin.